Racocetra persica is the source of this 158-nucleotide messenger RNA. NCBI's taxonomy places the organism in Eukaryota, Fungi, Glomeromycota, Glomeromycetes, Diversisporales, Gigasporaceae. The record is from the annotation of a GenBank genome assembly.
AUGCUUAUUAUACUUGAUAUACAAGAAUUUGAAAUACCAGAAUUUUAUCGCUUUGCCGGAGAAACGUCAAAGGCAAUGGGAAAUCGAUUUGAACUGUUUUGUGUUGAGUUGUUGAAAAGAUAUUUUGAACGAUUAGGCAUUAGAGUUACACAUACUGG